GCCGGGCCUGGGGCCAUACCGCCGUCCACCCCAAGUUAGGUAAACACCUGGAGGUCCCCAGACGCCCAGGUCCCAAAGGGUGUACAGAUCCCUCAGCCCGCAGUCCUCGCGGUGCCCGCACGCGACCUACAGGGGGCGCGUCAGGCUCGUCUAGCCUAGGGAGACGCAUUGCGGUGUGGCUGAAGUGAGGCUGGACCCUGAUUCCGCCCCGACCACCGGCUCAGGCCAGUUUAUGUAAAGCCCAGCCUUGGGGUUUUUUUCCGGAACUGUCCUAAUCAAGACGCAGAGCACUAGGGCAUUGUAAGGCGUUCCCAAGUCAGAAACUACAGGCCCUCCGGGCUACUGGGUCUCAGCCCGGGCUACAGCCCCUUCCCCAGGGCAACCGGAACCAUGACCCCCUCCCCCAGGGCAGACGGAGCCCAGACACCGGGUCCCCGCCUCCACCCUCCAGGGAGGCUGCGGUCUUCAGUUUCGGGACAGGUUUCUGCAGGCCGCGCCCACAACGACCCCUCCCACAGGCUGGCCAAAGGCCUGCGGACCCUCCCUAGAAAAGGCCUAAUUCCCAACCCCAGCCCAGGACCGCGCCCCCUCCCCGCAGACCGGUCGGGUCCUCCCACAGGCCGCGCCCACGACGACUCCUCCUCUAGGCCGACCUGCAACCGCUUCUCACCGUCCGGCCUGACCGGGUCUCCCGGCCCAACCGGCCCGCGCCGACCUGCACCUUCUGCUUUGGUCCGGCUCUGGCUCUUGCUCCUGUCCCGCUUCACCCGGAUCCUCGACCGUGAGCUCGUCUCGCUGCCUCCAUCCCGCCGGCCUUCCCAGCAGUCCCCGCGCCGCCUUAAAGGUGAAGCCGCUACCUCGGCGGCGUCGGAGGGGGCGAAACACGUUCCAGCCGGCCAGCUCGCUGCCUUAAAGGGGCCCCAUGGGCCUGGCCGGCUUCGGGGUGGGGCCAACCCAGACAGGACGCAGAAGGGGCGUGGCUGGACUCGCCCCUCCGACCAGAGCUUCCUGGUCUGGGGCGUUCAGAGUCGGGACCCGCAUGACUGAGGAUCAAGGAAAAGGCCGACCUCCUCAGAUUCCAGAGCGAAUCAGUCCCUAUUGAUUGACGGCUAUUUGUCCAAUGUUUUUGUUGAUGUCUUAGUGCAUUAACAGUGCUCACACAAAGGGCUGUGAGGUCUUCAUCUGAUGACCUCCUAAUGCCUGCUUGUUGGAUCUUGGGAAGCACUGAAGAUAAUAGCUGAGAGCAUUCACAGUAAGCCUUUCACAAAACACUCAUUGUUCCUCACUUUUAUUGUUAUCAACACAGACAAGCUUAUGAUUUGACAGACCUUGUGCUAGGGAGGGAGGCAGGGAGAAAAAAAUGUAAAAUAUAGGCCAGCCUUUGUUUAGUGCUGUUGGAAAGAAGGCACAGGGGUGAAGACUGGUGGGAACAGAAAGGUGAGCCCAAACAAGCGAGUUCUGCAGUUGGUGCCAACAGGAGCCUGUGUGUGUUCCUCCUCCUACCCUCAGCUCUCCCACGUGCCAGGGGGAGAUGCCCAGAUGGCCAGAAUCCCAGCUCUAGUCAGACCCCUGUAUUCCUCUUCCACUCAGAAUGGCACAGCAUCCAUGUCUGUAUCAUCUCAUUCCCAAGUCUCCUGCAGAGAUGUCUUACCAUCUGCUCAUGUAGGGCAGAUGGCCAGUGCUGUCCUCAAUCUCUCCUUCAGCCCUACUGAUAUCCGUUCUUUCUCCCUCUCUCCCCUUCCUUCCUCCCUCCCUUCUUCCCUUACCACUCUCCUGCUUUGAGGGUCUAUGUAUCCCAGGCUGGCUUUACACUUCCGCUCUUCCUGUUUCCAAUCCCUGAGUAGGGAGUUCUAAGUCUGUACUACUUCUCUGGGCAUCAGCCUGGCUUUUCAACUACCCACCCUGCUUAUUCUGCCUCUGAACUUAUUCUCCACUCUUCCCUCAGUACACAUUGUCACUGUAUCAUUUCUUUGUCUCAGACAAGGUUCCUGCCCCCCAGAGUUUCUCUUUCUCUGUAUAGCCCUGGCUGUCCUGGAACUCCUGUGUAAACUCAAACUCAAAAGAUCUGCCUGCCUCUGCCUCUCAAGCCCUAGGAUUAAAGGUGUGCACCACCAUACCUGGCUUCAGCCAUGGUCUUAACUAUGUAGACCGACCAGGCUGUUCUCAAGCUCAGAGAUUGCCAAUCUCCAGUGCAUAUACUAAAGGCAUGCACCACCAUAGUGGGAGGGAGGGGCUACUGCUGCUGCUACUUCUUUCUUUUUAUACUGGAAAAGUGCAUUUAAUUAUUGUGUGUGUGUGUGUGUGUGUGUGUGUGUGUGUGUGUGUGGUAGGUGCAUGUGUACCAUGGUGGUCAAAGGACAACUUUCAGUAGUCUGUUCUCUCCUUCCACCUGGGGACUGAGUUUAAGUCUUCAGGCUUAGUAGCAAUUGCCUUUACCUGCUCGACCAUGUCACUGGCCCAUCAGAUGUCAUUUUUAAAGCAAUACAGUGCCCUUUGACUGACAUAACACUUGGAUUAUUUGGGAACUUCACACAAUGCACCUCAAUCACACUAGUCUCCCAAUCCUCCCAGGUCUAUCCCCUGGUCCCUCAAAGAUAACAAUCAUUCCCCAGCCCCACCUUCUGGCCCCACCAGAAGUCACUGCAAAGAGCUACACUUCAGCAUCCCUAUCACGAUUUUUAAGGGCUUUCUCUUCAAUGGCUUUCUAUCUAGACUGUUUCUUUUUAGGAGGGGUUUGGGGAUAAAGGUUGUCACAUUCUUCAAUGUCAUUCUUAAAUGUGAGUCUGCAGUCAUCAAUACCACCACAAAAGAUGCUUUCUUGCCCAUAACAGCGGCAGCAUUGGUUUCUGGCAGCAGCACAGACCAUGGAUAAUACGCAAGGCAACACAGCUCUCGGCAGCGGCAUAGUCCAUGAACACCAACAUGGUCUCUGGCUUUUUGGCAAAUGGUUUGAAAAUGGAGCACUGGCUGUUCUAGAAUUCCCUAUGUAGACCAGGCUGACCUUGAACUCACAGAGAUGACUCUGCCUCCUAAAGGUGUAUAUAACCAUACCUGGACUUGACCCAGUGACCUGCAUCCUCUGGUGUGCUGGAAUCAGGCUUUCUCAAUCCUGUUGUCUCACAAGUGUCUCAGAAGAAGGGAACCCUUGCUCUGGCAAAGGUCCAUCCUCACAGUCUGGCUUUACUUUUCAGCUCUCCAUGGCUUCUAGCAGCACAGAACCACCUUUGGUUCUCACUAAGUUGCCCUCCCUCUUUUUUUUUUUUUUUUAAACAAAUACUGCUUCUUGUGCCUAGAAUAUCCAUCUUGUUUUGGCAACAUCUUUUUUUAUUUUAUGUAUAUGAGUACACUUUCAUUUAUUUUAUGUAUAUGAGUACACUGUCUUCAGACACACCAGAAGAGGGCAUCAGACCCCAUUACAGAUGGUUGAGAGCCACCAUGUUGUUGCUGGGAAUUCAACUCAGGUCCUCCAGAAGAGCAGUCAAUGGUCUUAACCGCUGAGCCAUCUCUCUAGCCCCUAUCUCUCUCCAUAUUUGAUACCCUCCUGAGGGUUUCCAAUUCAUGCUAUAUGGCAAUUAUCCCUUUGCUAGCCUUGAGUCCCUAGGUAUAAGAGUACCAAAGCGUCACUUAUCCUUGUAUCAAGCUGAGUUGGGACAAGAACCAUCCACAGAAAGAAUCUCAGGAGGCUGGAAGGUGGAGACUACUGGAGUAAGAAUUCUGGCCUAGGCAUGGAGCUGCCUCCUUGCCAAGUAUGGUAACCAUCUCUGUGGUCUCAGGUACCUGGGAGACCAGAAGUUCUAGAUCAGCUUGGGCAAAGUAACACACUGUCUCAAAAGCAAAGGUAGAAGGAAGAUAAGGAAGGAGGGAGAGAGGAGAGAAAUGUGACUUCAGAGCCAGUUUAUGCACACUGCGUGUCUCAUUCAAAAAGCUGUCCUCUGUUAAGAUCUGCUGAAUGCCACCAAAUGGACACAGGUCAUUGAUCAGGUAUAGUUUCGGGCAAGCUUGAAUACAGGUUGUGUGCUGGUGCCAGUUACCAAGACAGGAUGAGAGGAUUGGUCUUGCUUUGGCCAGGUGAAGGCUGAGAUGUUUGUAGGAUCUAGGUUGUCGACAGAGUGAUCAAUCCAGUGAGAGUCUACUGCUGGGAGCCGAGAUUUGUGACCUUGUGUGGAGGAGGCAGCAGACACAGCGAUGCCAUAGAUGCCAUCCCUGAGGACCCAACGAGCUAAAUGUAAAGCACUUGCUGUGGGAGGCUGUGCGGGUGACAGGACGGCUGCCAAUGCUCUGCUCUUGGACACAGCAGUCAGGAGAUGAAGGAAGGAUUUUCAAACUGUUUGGCUGGUUGUAGUGGUACAGGUCUACAAUCCUGGCAUUCCAGUGGCUGAGGCAGGAGGAUUGUGAAUUCAAGGCUAAGCUGGGCUACAUAGUGAGACACUGUAUCAAAAAGCAAAAAUGCGGGGCUGGGGAUUUAGCUCAGUGGUAGAGCGCUUACCUAGGAAGCGCAAGGCCCUGGGUUCGGUCCCCAGCUCUGGAAAAAAAAAAAAAAAAAAAAAAAAAAAAAAAAAAAAAAGAACCAAAAAAAAAAAAAAAAGCAAAAA
Messenger RNA from Rattus norvegicus (Norway rat), 4592 nucleotides. RefSeq lists its product as uncharacterized. The record is from RefSeq and is a predicted model, not a curated record. Lineage: Eukaryota; Metazoa; Chordata; Mammalia; Rodentia; Muridae.